This is a messenger RNA of Photinus pyralis (common eastern firefly), 3260 nucleotides long. RefSeq names its product staphylococcal nuclease domain-containing protein 1 (gene Tudor-SN). Gene Ontology annotation, molecular function: nuclease activity; RNA binding. The transcript has 10 exons. Gene Ontology annotation, cellular component: RISC complex; cytosol; nucleus. Gene Ontology annotation, biological process: regulatory ncRNA-mediated gene silencing; mRNA catabolic process. NCBI's taxonomy places the organism in Eukaryota, Metazoa, Arthropoda, Insecta, Coleoptera, Lampyridae. Bases 115 to 2811 code for a protein of 898 amino acids. The record is from RefSeq and is a predicted model, not a curated record.
ACCUUGGUAUUCGUCGAUUGGUAUCACUUUCUCCGAUCACGUGACUGUUGACAAGACAAGAAACGACUUUUAUUACGUCCUUUUCGCAGUGAAAACGUGCAUGGCUCAAACACGAUGACGACCCAACAAAUUCAACCAAAGCGUGGAAUUGUCAAACAAGUCCUUUCCGGUGACUCCGUCAUCAUAAGAGGCUCCGUCGGCGCUCCACCACCCGAGAAAACUAUCGCAUUUUCGAGCAUCACCGCGCCGAAACUCGCCCGUCGCGGUACCGACUCAGUGGACGAGACCCGUGACGAACCUUGGGCGUGGGAAGCUCGCGAAUUUAUACGGAAGAAACUCGUAGGGGAAGAGGUAUGGUUUACGUCCGAGAAACCCGCGAAUUCUACCCGCGAGUACGGCACGGUGUAUUUGGGCAAAGAUUUCUCCUCGGCCGAAAAUGUCACCGAAUCCCUAGUGUCCGAAGGUCUGGUAACCGUAAGACGUGAAGGUAUCAAAACCACACCCGAGGUGACCCGACUGAUCGAAUUGGAAGAUGCGGCGCGAGCCAGUGGUAAAGGGAAGUGGUCGGGCAAUUCUGCGGAGCACGUGCGCGACAUCAAAUGGUCCAUUGAAAAUAUGCGCACGUUUAUCGAUAGGCAAUCGGGGAAGCCGAUCAAGGCAGUCAUCGAACACGUCCGUGACGGAUCGACGGUCCGCGCCUUUCUCCUCCCCGACUUCUAUCAUAUUACGUUAAUGAUUUCGGGAAUUAGGUGUCCCGGUUUUAAAUUGGAUGACAAGGGAAGACCGGAUCCGUCGAUUAAGGUCGCGUUCGCCGAGGAGGCUCGAUAUUUCGUCGAGGUUCGUCUGCUGCAGCGCGAUGUGGAGAUUAUUCUCGAGUCUGUCAACAAUAACAACUUCGUGGGGACAAUCGUGCAUCCGAAGGGAAACAUCGCCGAGGCACUUCUGAAGGAGGGUUUCGCGAGGUGCGUGGAUUGGUCCAUGGCGUUUAUGAAAUCGGGCGCCGAUAAGUUGCGUAGCGCCGAACGGAAAGCGAAAGAGGCUCGUUUGCGGCAGUGGAAGGACUAUCAGUCCACGUCGCCGCAGAUCACAGGUAAGGAGAAGGAGUUUAGCGGAACCGUGGUGGAGAUUAUGAACGGCGACGCUAUGUCUAUUAAACUUCCGACCGGCCAAGUCAAAAAAGUCUUCCUUUCGAGUAUUCGUCCGCCGAAGGAAUCCGGUCGCGCCGCUGAUGAGGAAGGUAAACUUCCAGCACGACCCAAAGGAUUUCGUCCUCUCUACGACAUUCCGUUCAUGCUUGAGGCGAGAGAAUUUUUACGCAAGAAACUAAUCGGGAAAAAGGUGAAUGUGGUAGUCGAUUACAUUCAAGAGGCGCGUGACACUUUUCCAGAGAAGAUUUGCGCAACCAUAACCAUCGGCGGAGUGAACGUAGGAGAAGCCUUGGUGUCGAAAGGAUUGGCCACUGUAAUACGUUAUCGGCCCGAUGAUGAUCAACGAAGCUCUCACUACGACGACCUUCUUUCUGCGGAAAACAAGGCCAUCAAAUCCCAGAAAGGCAUCCACGCCAAAAAAGACAUUCCUUCCCAACGAAUUUUUGACAUCGAUGCGGCGAAAGCGAAACAGUACUUUCCAUCGUUUCAAAGGGCGCAACGAGUGGACGCGAUCGUUGAAUUCGUCGCGAGCGGCUCGCGCAUGCGCCUUUUCAUACCGAAACAUCACUGCUUGUGCACCUUCCUUUUGGGCGGAAUUACCUGUCCGAGAGCCGCCCGUUCCGCUACCGUAACCGCGCCCGCGAGCGAAGCCGAGCCGUUCGGCGAGGACGCCCUGGCGUUUACCAAGGAACAUUGCAUGCAGCAUGAAGUUCAAAUACAGGUCGAGUCGCAGGACAAGGCGGGAAAUUUCAUUGGAGGUCUUUGGGUCGAUAACCUCAACAUAAAUGUCGCAUUAGUCGAAGAGGGAUUCGCCGCCGUACAUCCAACUGCCGACAAAUGCGAGUACAAUCGCCAACUGAAGAUUGCGGAGGAUAACGCUAAACAACAGAAAUUGAGGCGGUGGAAGGACUACGUCGAGGUACACGAAGAGGAGCAGCAAAGAAUCGCGGAGGAACAGCAGAAUUUGGAGCGAAAGCCCGCCUACGAAGAGGUCGUUGUAACCGAGGUGACCGCCGAGGGCACCAUUUUCGUUCAAAGCUGCCAACAGGGACCAAAAGUGGAGGCGCUUUACAUGAAAUUCAGGCAGGAAUUCAAAUCGAGCCCGCCUUUACCCGGCGCGUAUACGCCGAGACGUGGCGACAUUUGUGCAGCGAAGUUUGCCCUCGACAACGAGUGGUACAGAGCAAAGGUGGAGAAAAUUCAAGGACCAAUUAUCACCGUCUUUUAUAUCGAUUACGGUAACAGAGAGACUUUAAACGUUAGCAGUUUAGCAAGUUUACCCGCCGCUUACGCGAAUGAAAAACCGUUCGCCACCGAGUACUCGUUGGCGUGCGUCACUUUUCCUAAAGAUCCCGAAUAUCGCGAUCUCGCCAUCAAGUGCUUGCGCGAAGACACCAUCGGCACGCUGCUGUUGAACGUCGAGUAUCGCCCGCAAGGAUCGCCGCCCGCCGUUACUCUGCUCUCCGAAGGGCAAGAUCAGGAUUUAAUCAAGACUCUUGUCGGCGAGGGCUUGAUGUUCGUUGAGGAUAGACGGGAACGUCGUCUUAAAAGUUUGAUUUCAGAGUACAAAGCAGCUGAAGAGGAAGCUAGGAAGAAUCAUAGAAACAUUUGGGAAUACGGCGACUUUAGGGACGACGACGCUAAGGAAUUCGGGUUAAAUUAGUACGGGCUCGUCUCCCAGAACAGAGCAACGCUUACCUACUGCAUUAUCUUUAAGUUUUAGUUACGUUUCACUGAAAUUCAAUUUUCACGAACAUUGCCUUUUACGUACUACAGAGAAUUUAUUGUAUCAUAAUAUAGAAUAUCGAAAACCGUACUAGUCAUAUGACGAUAUGCGAUAAAAGACAACAGAUUUAUUUACAAUUCAUAUCAUUGUAAUUAUAUACAUUUACGCUGUUAUUUUAUACGAAUCCUCCGUACUAAUUAUUAUAUUUAUUAUGGUGAAAUUUUAAUUGUAUUUGUAAACGAUUUUUGCAACUUUGACGCGAGUUAUCUACAAAUUUGUUUUGUAAUUGUUCUUAUUGUGGUACCGGUUUCAUUGAUUAUACCUUGCCAAUUUAAAGGUGUGGAUGUAGGAUCUCGCUCUGUUUCAAUAAAUUAUAGAAAAAUUUA